This is a messenger RNA of Rhodamnia argentea, 1744 nucleotides long. RefSeq names its product protein prenyltransferase alpha subunit repeat-containing protein 1. The transcript has 12 exons. NCBI's taxonomy places the organism in Eukaryota, Viridiplantae, Streptophyta, Magnoliopsida, Myrtales, Myrtaceae. Gene Ontology annotation, biological process: protein geranylgeranylation; protein farnesylation. The record is from RefSeq and is a predicted model, not a curated record. Gene Ontology annotation, cellular component: cytoplasm; CAAX-protein geranylgeranyltransferase complex; protein farnesyltransferase complex. Bases 51 to 1319 code for a protein of 422 amino acids. Gene Ontology annotation, molecular function: protein farnesyltransferase activity; CAAX-protein geranylgeranyltransferase activity.
AGAGAGAGAGAGAGAGAGAAAGAGAGAGGAGAGGGAGAGGGGCACUGUAAAUGGCGGACCAACCUCGCAUCGACGAGGCUGGUGAGAACCCAUUAGCGGAACUCGAGCUCAUUCUGGAGUCCGAUCCACUCAUCGACGAAGUUGGAUUCAUUCACCCGACCCAGCUCGCGUCGCUGAACGAGGAGGGCACUGAUGGCCCGGGUCCCAAAAAUUUGAGGUUUUGGAGCAGGGACCGUAAGCUAGGAAUUUCGACCGAGGUAAUCCUGCCACUGUACAGAGAGGCAAAGCGUGCGUUUUUCGAUGCGGUCCGAGAUUAUAAGAUGCGGUGCAGCUCGUGCAGUGGUGGCGAGGAUGAAGGGACCGGAAGUGACGUGAUGAAGCAUGGCAAGGCUUUGUUGUUGGUGAGCUCUGAUUUCGGCACUGCUUGGAAUUCAAGAAAGCUAGUUGCAUCAAAGGAGGAGUCCUUCUCUACAUACAUGGAUGAACUACGCUUAUCAGAACUUAUCCUUUCUUAUUCUCCUAAAAGUGACCAAGCAUGGAGCCAUAGGCGUUGGGUGAUCAAGAGGAUUGCUGGACAAACUUCAUCUCUACUGGAGAUUGUUAUGAAAGAGUCUGAGCUAGUGGAGAAGAUAGCCGAGAGAUCAAAGAUGAAUUAUCGUGCCUGGAAUCAUCGGUGUUGGUUGGUUUCAUACAUGACAAGGGAACAAGUGUUAGAUGAGCUGAAGAAGUCCAAAACUUGGACUGGCCUGCAUGUUGCUGAUAGUUCAUCCUUUAAUUAUCGCAGACGGCUUUUGACGGGGAUCCUAGAGGACCUCUGCUGCAAGGAGGGAGUUGCAUCUCUUGAUUGCAGUUUUGAAGUUCGUCACUGUUGGAAGGAUGAGCUCGAUUGGGAUGAAAUUUUGAUAAAGAGAUAUGUUGGCAGAGAGGCUUUGUGGCUCUACCGUCGCUUUCUCUCCCUGUGCUGGAUAAGACAUUUCACUACUCAUGCCCAUUCUACUUCCUGCAAUUCCAAUUACAUUGCUGAACAGACCACGGACCCCAGCUUCUUCUUGGAUAAGGAGCUGGACCUUGUCAGCUCCUGUUUGGCUGUCCAAGAUGAUCACUUUGAUGAUUUCCAAGCGCAAGCACUGUAUUCCAGUAGUUAUAUCUUAUGGUUGGCGAAGCAAAUGCCCAGUCCUCUUGAGAUUGAACUGCGACAAAAACUGACAGCGAGGAAUAUGAAUGACUUGCUGAGUGAAUUUUGCCCCAAUAGCUCCUUCCUCUGUGGGUCUUCAGCAGAAGAUGCGGAAGGAACUCAAGCUGCGCAAGGGCAGCUAUAGUCAGAACCAUAAAUAUGGAACUCCAGUUCCUUAUCCCUUGCAUUUCGCGGAAGACGACAUCAGCAGAGGCAAACACAGUCAUUGGCUUUUUUCUAUUUAACCCUUCUGUUUGAUCUGCGCUUAUUUAUCUGAUGGAGAAGAUGGAAAUAUGGCAGCUACUGCUGCUUUCUCAGUAAGUUCCAUAAAUUAAUUCUGCUAUCAGGGUUUGGAUGCUCACAAGCCGCUCGUUUUUAAAGUGAAUUGGACAUAUUGUAGCUCUGUAUAAUGAAGCCAAUGGUUCUUCAAGCCAACGGGGGAUGAUGGGUGAGUGAUUACUUUAGCCGUUUGUUUUCAGUUUCCAUCAAUUUCGCCGAGCAAAUCAUAUGCUCGGGUAUAUCAAUGUAUUUCCGAGUUUGAAAUUGAGGUGCGGCUGUCGCAUUUACUUU